ACCCUUCUCUCUCACUCUCUUUACCUCUCUCAAUCUUCUCAACCUCUCUCUUCCCUGUCCCACAGUCAGCCGGUUGGAAUAACACCUCUCUUCACUCUCGCUGGGGAAGUCCACGCAACGCUGUGUUUCUUCACUACGUCUGUGACUAUAGCAUUCACCCACUCUCUGCUCAGUGAGGACAGUCCGGCUGGGAAGCCUCAGAAGGUGGGCUGGUCCGGGUGUCUCCUCAGCAGUCAUGGGGAGGUCGGGAGCGCUCCGGGUUUGGUCUUUGGGGACGAGCGUGCAGUUGUUCCUUCCCCUCGUCCUUUGUAUCACCUGCAUCCAUGGUCUUUCUCCACCACAGCCACGAGUCCUCCUGUCAUUUCAAGAAUUGCAGAAAACCCCGUCCUUUGAGCACUACACUUUGUCUGAGAAGGCCAUGGACUACAGGAUCCUUUUCAUGGAUGAGGAUCAGGACCGCAUGUACGUGGGCUGCAAGGACCAUGUACUCUCGAUGGACAUUAAUAACAUCAGCCAGACCACGCUGAAGAUCUUCUGGCCGGCAUCCACCAGUAAGGUUGAGGAGUGUCAGAUGGCUGGCAAAGACCCCACACAUGGAUGUGGAAACUUCUUACGAGUGAUCCAGCCUUAUAAUAGGACGCAUCUGUUCAUCUGCGGCAGUGGAGCCUACAGCCCAGUGUGUGGAUAUGUUAACCGUGGCAGGCGUCCUGAGGAGCAAGUGUUUCAAAUCUCUUCCCGAACAGAAUCAGGGAAAGGGAGGUGCUCCUUCAACCCACAAGUCAACACCGUCUCGGUCAUGCUCAAUCAGGAGCUGUUUUCUGGCAUGUACAUCGACUUCAUGGGGACAGACGCGGCCAUUUUCAGGAGCCUGACCACAAGAAACGCAGUGAGGACAGACCAACAUAACUCCAAAUGGCUGAGCGAGCCAGUGUUCAUUGAUGCCCACUUGAUUCCUGACGGCUCAGACCCAAACGACGCCAAACUCUACUUUUUCCUGCGUGAGAGACUGACAGACAGUAGUGGAAACACUAAGAACAUCCACACUAUGGUGGCUCGAGUGUGCCCUAAUGACACUGGUGGUCAGCGCAGUCUGGUGAACAAGUGGACAACGUUUCUGAAGGCUCGGAUGGUGUGUUCGGUACUAGAGGAAGACGGUACCGAGACCCACUUUGAUGAGCUUGAGAAUGUGUUUUUAUUGGAGACGGACCACCCAAAGGGCCUCCUCAUCUUUGGAGUCUUCACCUCUACAAGUUCUGUAUUCAGAGGUUCUGCCGUCUGUGUUUACAACAUGGCCGACAUCCUGACGGUCUUCAACGGACCGUUUGCGCACAGGGAAGGGCCCAACUUCCAGUGGGUGGCUUUCCAGGGCCGGAUCCCUUACCCACGACCGGGAACUUGUCCUGGUGGCGCAUUCACCCCUCACAUCCAGAGUACUAAAGAGUUUCCAGAUGAUGUGGUGACGUUCGCGAGGAAUCACCCUAUCAUGUUUAACCCCAUUUACCCGGUCGGCAGGAAACCUCUGGUGGUGCGGACGCAUGCCGAUUACAAAUACACCUCUAUAGCCGUGGACCAGGUCACCGCUGCAGACGGACACUACCAGGUUCUAUUCCUGGGCACAGAUAAAGGCACGGUACAGAAGGUUGUGGUUCUGCCGUCAAACGGCUCUCUGGAUGAGGAUCUAAUCCUGGAGGAGCUGGAAGUGUUUAAGAAGCAGUCUCCUAUCACCAACCUAAGAAUCUCUUCUAAAAAGCAACAGCUGUAUGUUAGCUCUGACCACGGAGUGUCCCAGGUGUCUUUGCACCGCUGCGACGCAUACGGCUCUGCCUGUGCAGACUGCUGUUUAGCGCGGGACCCGUACUGCGCCUGGGAUGGCCUCAGCUGUUCUCGAUUCUACCUCACUGGCAAGAGGAGAAGCAGAAGGCAGGAUAUUAUGCAUGGGAAUCCACUGACUCAGUGCAGAGGGUUCAAUCUGAAAGCCUACAGGAAUGCAGUGGAGAUGACUCAGUAUGGAGUCAAAAACAACACCACCUUCUUGGAGUGUCAGCCCAAAUCUCCUCAGGCCUCGGUUAAAUGGCUCAUCCAGAGAGACAACGAUCGCAGGAAAGAGGUGAAGCUGAGCGAUCGUGUGGUGUCCACCAAUCACGGUUUGCUCAUCCGUUCGGUGCAUUCUUCAGACCAGGGCCUGUACUACUGUCUGGCAACAGAGAAUGGCUUCAAGCGCACUCUGGCUAAGAUCCGUCUCCAGGUUCUGAGCGAGGCUCUGGUCAGCGCCCUGAGCAAUAAACAGCAGUCACCCUGGAGCUGGGCAGCCGCACUGCACCCUAAAGCCCUGGUGUCGGCCUUCAGCCCGGCUGAGACGCUGGCCAUGCACCAAUACUGCAAGGAACGCAAGCAGAUGCAGAGUCUGCAGAACAUACAGAGCCCCAUGAGAGGCGAUCUGGGCAAACUCAAACCCCUGCUGGACCACAGGAAGAGCAGGAACCGCCGGAACCACUUACUAGAGGAAUAGAGGUGGAACAUAGUGGAAGGAGAUGGAUGUAGAGAUGAUGAAAAGGAAUAAAGACAUGCAUCAGGAGAGAACGCGCGUGGAAAAUAGAGGAGGAGAAUGUUGGAGAAGACUCCUCCGAUAUGAACCUUAACUGUUUUUUUUUCUUCAAGCUCAAAGCAUCUCAGGUGCUUCCUGUACAGCAGAGGAACGGCCAGAGCAGAAGACUAUGAGAAAUCCUCAGACACACACACAUGCUAAUCUGUGUUUCAUGCUACAUAAUGCAAGAUGCCAUAUGUCAUACAGUAGUGCAGAACAAACCAGAAAGUAACGCAAAGUCAUUUAAGACCCAGCAAAAUGGUUUGACAAGCACAUUUUGUUCUUGUGUUGAUGUAUUUUCUUUUGAUACGGGAAGUCGGGGUGGAACAUAUCUAACGGCUCAUCCUUUUUAAUAGCCAAUAGUCUUUAGUUUACGUCACAGCAAUGAACCGUUAUUUGCUUUUUGCUAAUGCUAGCCAAAGGCAGGGGGUACCAACUACAGGGACAUUCUCAUUCUAAAGAGCAUUUGAUUGGACAAAAUGUAGCAUAUGCUCCUGAGUUCAAGAUGAGUCAUUAAUAUCUUUGGUUUAUUUACCUGAAGAGAAAGACUGUAAAUUUUAAAUGUGCAUAUGUGUUAAAGGUUUAUGUUGUCAAAUUUCAGGAGUACAGUAGCUUUAGCAUUAGUCUCAAAGCUAACAGACAUGGACUAAAACGAAAAAGAAAAAAAAUCAGUUUUGUUUUCCAGUACUACAUAUCGAAUAACAUUUUUAUCAGAUAUGGAUCAUGAGAGUAUGUUGUGUAAACUAGCACUAGCAUUAGUCUCUAAGCCAACAGAAACUGACUAAAAGCCACAACAUUUCGAUUCGGAUUGCUAGGUACAUAUAUUUGCUAAAAGUUGUCAACAUUUGGAAGCACAUAAACAUUAGCUUCAAAGCUAAAUAAAUGGAUUAGAAGCA
Rhinichthys klamathensis goyatoka is the source of this 3480-nucleotide messenger RNA. RefSeq names its product sema domain, immunoglobulin domain (Ig), short basic domain, secreted, (semaphorin) 3C (gene sema3c). The transcript has 18 exons. The record is from RefSeq and is a predicted model, not a curated record. Bases 236 to 2509 code for a protein of 757 amino acids. Lineage: Eukaryota; Metazoa; Chordata; Actinopteri; Cypriniformes; Leuciscidae. Gene Ontology annotation, molecular function: chemorepellent activity; semaphorin receptor binding. Gene Ontology annotation, biological process: semaphorin-plexin signaling pathway; negative regulation of axon extension involved in axon guidance; positive regulation of cell migration.